This is a messenger RNA of Helicoverpa zea (corn earworm), 2857 nucleotides long. It is a transcript of the gene Spec2, whose product is annotated as CDC42 small effector protein homolog. Gene Ontology annotation, biological process: regulation of Rho protein signal transduction. The record is from RefSeq and is a predicted model, not a curated record. The coding region runs from base 462 to 707 and encodes 81 amino acids. Gene Ontology annotation, cellular component: plasma membrane. The transcript is spliced from 4 exons. Lineage: Eukaryota; Metazoa; Arthropoda; Insecta; Lepidoptera; Noctuidae. Gene Ontology annotation, molecular function: small GTPase binding.
CAUCAGUCGCUCACUGGUCCGCGUGAAGGGAGGGCGCACCUCUUCGCGUCGCUUCUAAACUAUUAUCAGAAAACAAACGUUAAUAGUUUAAUCCAUUAUUUGUUGAACAAGCAACGGUGCAAACUAUACAAGUAUUUGUGUCAUUAAACCGUGUAACUUUAACAUCAGUGUGUGUUCCAAUAUUUAUCACGAGGAUUUCGUUUAUAUACAUGGUAUUGAGGAAUCAUGCGAUCAACAUUAUCGGCGCAGCGCUCAUCUGAAAACUAGUGACGUCAUAAAGCCUUGACGUUGAGAUACAAAUCCUCUUUCCAAUCGAGUUUAUCAGUGGCGCAAGUCGAGUAUCGACAGUGCGAUCGCAAGUGCGCAUCACUACAAGUUCCGAAUUCGAAUUCCGUGCCGCGUUUAAGCGGUGGUAACAGUUAAGUAGGACUCGCGUGUGAAGUGGACGUUAGAGAAUAGUAAUGGCGAGCACCGGCAGUGAAAUUUGGCUGCAAUGGUUCGCGUGCUGCUACCAGCCAGCCGCGCAGGCGCAGCGCACGCGGCGGAGAAUAGACAGAUCCAUGAUCGGAGCGCCGACCAACUUUCAACAUACAGGACACAUAGGUUCGACAGACGUGGACAUCCCGUCGUCACUGUUACACACGAUGCAGAACCAAAUGCAGAGCAAGGGUGGCUACGAGAUGGCGUAUGGUGUUAAGGUUUAUUGAUGCGCGCAGGCCGCUCCCAAGGACGCUAGUGAUAUAACUAAGUGAUCGAAUAAAGUGUGAACAUGAUCUAAACUUUAUUUAUUAAUGCCUAAGUUAAGUGUAAACUUUAAGUUUUGUUGUGUACAUAAGAAAGUAAACCGAAUUCAGAAUAUUAGCGAGUUACCCAAAAUUUAUGUUAGUGUUGUAUUGCUUUCUCGUAAACGUAACUUGUAACUGUUGUUCCUUUUUUCUCCUUUUAUUUUUAAGGACUUGUCAAUUCAUAUGUGGUGAUGAAGAAUAUGUACAUAGCUAUUAAAAACUUGUGACGACGGGAAAUAUGCAACUUCGAUCGCCCUAACAUGGACAUAGCAAUGUAUUAGAAACUAUUUACUCCAUCUUUGUACGUCUUUGGAAUAUGUAGAUGCUGGCUAGUGUAUCUGUGACAUCUGCCUACCAAGUUCGCGAAAUCAAGACGAAUAAAUUCAGACUGUAACUGUACUUACGUAAUAAAGUGUCUUGUGUAUUGUGACUUAUAGAAUUAUAUUUAUACAUAUUAAUACGUAAAUACAUUACGUGCUUACUUAGUCAAAAUAUAUACCUACAAUGUUGAAAUAGACGAAUUGGAAUUAUUGAAUCAUCAAAUUGGAGGCGUUGACACGUUAGUGUGUCUACUUGUGUAAAAAAAAUAAUUUGACGUGUCAGAGAAUUGAAAGAAGGUUAUUGAAAUCAAGCACAGCUAUGGUCAUUAAAAAUGACGUGCAAGAAAGCUAGAGCAAACUAACCGAUUGGUCUAGUCGGAGGGGGAGUGUCUUACUGGUAGGUACAAAAUACACAGCUUCGAAAUGACGAUUCAAUAGUUAGUAUAGUUGUAUUCAUACAUAAUAUUGUAACUAUUAUAACCAAAUAAUUUUGACUUAACUACAUAUAUUCUUUCUCAACAAUACUUCCUAUUCUAAAAAAUGGCAUGUCUGUUAGUUCAACGAAAGUACCGAUUUCAGAAAUAAAUUGGUACAUUGCCUUCAAAUUCGCAAUAAAUAUAUGUAUUAAGAUAAGUGUUUCUUUUUUGUAGUAGUAUAAAUGUUGUGAAGAGACUAUUUCUUAUACACUUAAGAAGAUUCGAAUAUUAUCAUAAUUUUCAGAUUGUCUUAUGAUUUCAGAUCAUGACUUUAAUGUCUUCUAAUUUCACCUACUUGAAACUGUCUAGACUUUUUGCUUGCAUUUUACUUUAUUCAGCUCAAUUAUUUACCGAUUAAGAAUUCUUGCAUUUUUACUUUUUUGUUGCCAGUAAAGAUUUCAAAUCUUUUAUUUUCAAUUUUCAAAAUAUAUUUUGCCUUUUACACCUUGAAAUGGUUUAAAAGCACUUGUUGACGAGUUAUGUAAAAGUCUUUGUGCAUAUAUUAGAAUAUUAGUUGGUACCUACAUAUUUAUUAUGUACACUAGUAUGUAUUAUAAGUACUGUCGUGCUUAGAAAAAGGAACGGAUGGCGUAACGAUUGUGCUUGAAGAAGGGGAUACCUAUUUUUCAUAUUCAUUUCCGUGUAAUUUAAAACUUGCCUGGAUUUAUAUCAAAUCUAUUGUUUUUAUUAGACCUGUAAGCAAUAAUUUCCUAAAAUAAAAUGUACAACUCGUACCUACCUUUACGCCUAUUAAUUUGUCUAACGUAUUUUUAUAAGCACGGCAGUCUUACUCAAUCGAUGUGUUGUUUUGAAACGUCUCAUGAUUAAGUAUAUAGGUCUAAUUUAUAUAUAAUAAAUACUUUUUCUAAUCAUUAGCAGUUAUUAUAUAUAAUAGGUUUAAAACUCAAUUUGUCGUCCUUUAAGUAAAGUCUUCUUGCCCGAAUGGUUUUGGGCAACUGAAUGACUGAAACAUUGUUCUUCUGGAGACUGAAACAGAAUAUAUUUACAUACAAACAUAUUUACUUAGAACCCGUGUAAUAGCCAAAAAAGGGUGACGACAGUGUGUUAUUAAAAAAAAAUAUGACGUAAAGCUCAUACGUUCAGAAUUUAUAACACACUGUCUCACUCUGAAUAAAAUAAUAAUUUUGUCAUUUUUUAGUUAAAACGACAAAGUUCUAUUAAAUUACAUUGGUAGUAGUUAUACAUAUGUAGGUAUAUUAAAUAAUUUGUAAUGUCCAUUUAAUAACUUGUUCUAUAUAAAAGAGUUACAAAAGUG